AUGGCUGGAGCUGCCGACACUGCUGGGCCCGCGGACGCGGCCCCGGAGCAGUCGCCUGCCCAGUACCUCACGCGCUUCUGGCGCUCCAAUGCGUCGGCCUUCAUGCGCUGGUUCCUGGCGUUGCCCUACGCCGGCCAGGUGUCGCUGCUGCGCAACGCGUCGCCCGACAUCCCCGUGUCCUACGACCCCAAGGAGACGCGCCCGCAGGCCGCGCAGCUGCUCACGCCCGAGCUGACGCUCAAGGCUCUGCUGGAGGAAAACGGCAAGGUGCUGUUGCGUCUGAUGAACGCGCGUGCCACCAAGGCGGAUCAGUGCAGCCGCCACGACCUGCUGUACCUGGCCUCGCUGCGCGCCAAUGGCACCAUGCCCACGUUCUCGGGGGAGACGUUCAAGCACGUGUCGCUGGCCUUCAUCGACCUGGCGGACCCGGGACACAACGUGCAAUCGCUGCUGCCCUCGGCGUCGCCCGAGAUCCUCGAGGAGAAGAAGAACCUGAUCAAGCAGGGCAAGCUCAUGGAGGCCGACGUGUGGCUCACGCUGCAGAUGCGGCAGCAGGUCAUCCUCACGCUGCUGACCAACGUGGCGCACACGUUCGAGACCAUGUUCCUGAAGCAGGUCAUGGUGGGCGAGGUCACGGCGGCGGAGGUCGGAUGCCGGUACUGCGGCUCGUCCAAGCGCAAGGAAGAAGGCGCGGACGGAGCCACCAACCUGCUGCGCUGUGCGUGCGAGGCGGCGUUCUACUGCUGCAAAGAGCACCAGGUCGAGGACUGGACCAACCAUAAGACUAGCUGCAAGACCAUUCGAAAGGAGAAGCAAGAGAGUUAG
This is a messenger RNA of Phytophthora sojae, 825 nucleotides long. RefSeq lists its product as hypothetical. The coding region runs from base 1 to 825 and encodes 274 amino acids. NCBI's taxonomy places the organism in Eukaryota, Oomycota, Peronosporomycetes, Peronosporales, Peronosporaceae. The record is from RefSeq and is a predicted model, not a curated record. The transcript has a single exon.